UGAGAACGAAGUUUGCUUACAUUAAGCAUUAGCAUAUUUACCUUUAUCUUGUAUGAAUGUGUACACAACAGUUUCGAAAAAGUGAUUUAUGGAAUAAAGACAUCUGAACUCAUGAUUGGGAAAAACGAAAAAGACAGUUUUGUUGGGAAUUUUCUGGAUAUGCAGCAUGGUGGACUGUCCCAUCGCUACACCGGCAUGUCGCCGGCAAUGUCAGGCAUCGGGAACAGCUCCUCCCUAAGUAUGAUGCCAUCGUUGUUCGCAGACAACAACUACUACCGACACGCAGCCGGAUACGGAAGUAUGGGGAUGGGGAUGUACGCGGCCACCGGGGCUACUUCAGCCGACCAGUACUCCAUGGCCCGGCAUUCCCCGUACUCCCCGUAUGCUCCACCCCACCACAGCACCAAGGACAUGGUGAAACCCCCUUACAGCUACAUUGCACUGAUCGCUAUGGCCGUCCAAAGUCAACCGGACAAAAAAAUAACGUUGAACGGAAUAUAUCAAUUUAUCAUGGACCGGUUCCCGUUCUACCGCGAAAAUAAGCAGGGUUGGCAGAAUAGCAUUCGUCAUAAUCUAUCACUGAAUGAAUGUUUUGUGAAAGUCCAACGCGAUGAUAAAAAGCCGGGAAAAGGCUCAUACUGGUCGCUCCAUCCGGACAGCUACAACAUGUUUGACAACGGCAGUUAUUUGCGCCGUCGACGGCGGUUCAAGCGUCCCGAUAAAGAGAAAGAGGACGCUCAAGAUGGCGGAGAGGCGCGCACGAAAUCCGAAUCCGAUGAAGCGGACGAUGGAAACGUCUCAAGCACGGAAGAACCAAAGAGUAGCGCUUCUGCGAAAAAGACCGAUGUAUUAGACAAAGUGAAAAAGGAAGGACCCCCAAAAUCGGACUUUGAUAGCAUCAAACCGCCGUUUAAACAUUAUGAGUUGGAUUGUUCAAGUUCGAAACUCGAUAGAGCGCUUAUAAGGGUGGAUACUAGUCCAGGAUCUAUAAAUAUAGGAACAGAGCCUCUAAACGCCGAUCCACCAACGUCAUCUUUUUCCGUAGAAAACCUUGUGACAAAUCAUCUUGCAGAACUCUCUCCAACAAACUCAUUUCUGGGUGGUCGCAACGCUGCCCAUCUGCUUGCGCCACCGAUGCUAUCGUGUUAUUCGCGACCGUCGGAUGUAUAUAGAAAUUCCUGCGUUUCCUCGCCAUCGGCAGCAAGUUAUGGAUAUGCAGGAAACAUCAGCGCCCAGUCGCUCUUUUCGUCAUCGCUUUGCACGACUUCCGGUAGACAUACUACAGGAAGUAACCUUGUAUCUGCCGAUGACGGUUCAAGUGGGAGCGCAGGAAACUCUCCGCAUCCGACGCCGACUCCUGCGCAUGCGGGAACGAUGAACGGAAGCGGAAAUCAGUCGGCGCUACCUCAAGGGAACAGCUUUAUACCCAGCAUGUUCAGUGCACAGCAAAAUGGACAGCACUACGCGCGCAACUCGUGGUACAUGUCACCCGGUGAGUUUUCUGCUCCACCGCACUUCAGCAUGUUCGACUCCCAGCGGCAUCUCGAGAACCAGGGACAGCCGUCGGCGGCUUCGGGAGGGUCCAGCUGUCAGCUUGCCGCCUUUCGAUCCACGUUCAAAAAUAACGUGCAGUAUCCGUGCGAUUACGGUAAAUUCUGAAUAUAAAUUUGUCCGAACCUAGGAGUUCUUUUAUUUAAAGACCGUCUCAUUUAUUAAUAUUUUAAUUGCGUAGAAAUUUGCAAUAAUAGCUGGUGUGCAAAUAUUUCUUUUUUAUUCCCAGGUUGCGUUUAUAAAAAGUGAUUUUUGGUAACAUUUCUGUAUUAUUAUAAUGAACUGAGAUGGAACGCGCAAGUGUGAUGAAUUAUGUUGCGCUUUUAAUUUCAUAUCAACUUCCUAGUAUGUGACUUAAUUUAUUUCAAUAUCAAACAAGACGUACAUAAAUAUUGGACAUGUAUUAGAAUACUAUUGAGUACAAUUAACAUUAAAAACGACCGAAUAAUUAACUAAACAUAAUGGAUCAAUAAAAUAUACCCGUUUAUGAGCCAACAAUUACUCUGUUGUUUUUUGAUAAUCAUUACUUUUCUCUGAAAAUACUUAUAUAAACAAUUUUAGUUUGUCUCUAAAUACUUUAAAUUUUCUUGCCAGUGUGAAUUUUUUUGUGCUGAACGAGUCUGUGACUGUAUAUAUAUUAAUUUUAUUUUUAUUUUGUUUAACCUGAUGUUACCAUAAUGAUGUUAUAUGUA
Dreissena polymorpha is the source of this 2243-nucleotide messenger RNA. Its product is annotated as forkhead box protein C2-A-like. The coding region runs from base 112 to 1659 and encodes 515 amino acids. Gene Ontology annotation, molecular function: DNA-binding transcription factor activity, RNA polymerase II-specific; RNA polymerase II cis-regulatory region sequence-specific DNA binding. Gene Ontology annotation, biological process: anatomical structure morphogenesis; cell differentiation; regulation of transcription by RNA polymerase II. The record is from RefSeq and is a predicted model, not a curated record. The transcript has a single exon. Lineage: Eukaryota; Metazoa; Mollusca; Bivalvia; Myida; Dreissenidae.